AUGACAGCCCGGUACCAUGGUGUGGGGUCUGUCCCAGGAAAGCCAAGGACCAGCUAUGGGUUUGCAAACCAAGACCAGGAAAAUUCCCAACUGAGAAUUGUCUUACUGGGAAAAACCGGAGCAGGAAAGAGUGCAACAGGGAAUAGCAUCCUCGGAGAGAAAGCGUUUCAUUCUGGCAUUUGUCCAAAAUCCAUUACCAAGGUCUGUGAGAAAAGGGUGAGCACGUGGGAUGGGAGAGAGGUCGUUGUCGUGGAUACGCCUGGUGUUUUUGACACUGAGGUACCAGAUGUUGACACAAGAAAAGAGAUAGUUCGGUGUGUUGCCCUGACCUCCCCAGGGCCUCAUGCUCUGCUCCUGGUGGUCCCAUUGGGGCGUUACACUGUGGAAGACCAUAAGGCUACACAGAAGAUUCUGAACAUGUUUGGAAAGAAGGCUAGAAGAUUCAUGAUUCUCUUGCUCACCAGGAAGGAUGACUUGGAAGACACUGAUAUCCAGGAGUACUUAGAGACGGCUCCUGAAUUCGUUAAAGAGCUGAUCCAUAAGUUCGAGGAUCGCUACUGUUUGUUCAACAACAAAGCAUCAGGAGCUGAACAGAAGGACCAGAGGACACAGCUGUUGACCUUGGUCCAGCGCAUGGUGAUGGAAAAUGAUGGAAGAUGCUUUACCAACAAGAUGUACAAAAGCGCUGAGGAAGAGAUUCAGAAACAAACCCGGGAGAGGCAAGAACGUUACAGAGAGGAGUUCGAGAGAGAGCGAGAAAGGAUAAUACAUGAGUAUGAAGAACAGAUUAGAGAUCUGAGAGAUCAGCUGGAGAGGGAAAGGAGAAAGGCUCAAAUGGAGAGGGAAUUCGCCAGAGCAGAGGCCCACUAUGCAGAGAGGCAGCAAAAUGCUAGGCAGGAAGUUGAGCACCAAAAUAAGAUACUUGAAUUAAUCAUGAAAGCAUGGGAGAUUGCUCAAUUUGUCUACAAUCAUUUUAUGCAAGACGACUAGACCUAGUCUACAAGACUAUACCUUAUCCCUAUUUUCUGCAUCCCUGCCCCCAAAACUCUGCCCUGCAAGACUCACUCCUCAAUGUCCAAAUGCUUUGGUUUCCAUCUUCCAGGACUAAGGAAUGAACUAUAGGUCGCCUUUGACAGUUGGUAGAUGUUCAAUUGACUUAUUCAAAAACUGACCAAUCCUCAAUCUGUGAAACUCCAAAGCAGAAUGUAUGAAUGCUUGCCACCCCUGUGUUCUUCCUCAGAGAAAGCCACCCAGGAGUCCCUAGAAGAUGACUAUGAGAUGCACCCACUCUUCCUUCUCCGGAUUCUUGACAAUAGUCUUCACCUGCAGCUUCUAUACGUUGCUGCCCACUUUCUGGACAAGAGUCUUCUAUGUUUUAUUAGGAAGUUCAGUGCUUUGCAUGAGGUAAUCUUCAGACAGAAAUAGAUGGCUGUAUAGUUCUCAGUGAAUGUCAGUUUGUUUUAUUACAUGUUCGUAAAGAGCCUCAAAUUGUUCCCUGUCUGCCCUUUGAAGACAAGGCAAAUCUCCUAAUUCAAGUAGUCCAGGAUGAGCACAAAUUAGCAAUUUCACAGACAAUUUACAGUGUUUGCUGUGUUCGAGUGUACCUCUAGAAACUCUCAUCAACCUUAUGACCAGUUUGAUGAAGUCAGCUCUCUCCUUGGGAAAUGACCUGACUGCUCCAACCCCACCCCGUACCCCAAUACAUCUAGCUUGUGCCUCUUCUGCCCCACCCAGCUAAUUUGCUUAUUAUUGUGACAAUAAACUUUUCAGCUGCUUCAUACUUGUUCAGAAGUGGAAUCUGUUUUGUCUUGGAGGAUGGCGCUGCUGUUAUAGCACAGAGAUGAAUUUUGUUUUAUUGGUAAAAGUUUAAGGUGUUUUUUCAGCCAGAUUUACUUUAUUGCCAGGGUAUCUCCUCAUCUUCUGUUUUGUUUUCUUAUGCAUGUGGGUGCAUGUGCAUAUAUGUGUGUGUGUGUGUGUGUGUGUGUGUGUGUGUGUGUGUGUGUGUGUGUGUGUGCAGGUACAUGUGCAUAUGUGGGGGGUAGAGGAUGAUCUCGGGUCUCAUCCUCAGGGUUGCCAUCCACCUUCCCUAGACAGUGCUUCUCAUUGGCCUGGAGCUGACCAGUUAGGCCGGACUGACUGGCCCAUGCCCUCUGAGGAUGCUGUUACCUCCACUUCCCUAGCCCCAAGAGUACCAGUGCAUAACACCACAUGCAGCUUUUCACACACAUUCUGGGAGUCAAACUUGGGUUCUCAAGCUUGCAAGACAAGUACUGUCCUGACUGAGUCACUCCCCUAGGCUCAUCCUCUUCUUUCCUCUGAAAUCUUUAGGCCACAUUCUCAAUUCUUCACUGUUCAAACACCACAAUCCAUUUGGAUCCUUAUUAUGUUAUUGUAGAAAUUGUGUCCUAAGUUUUUGAGACUUGUGAGCUUUUCCUGGUACAUAAGUUUCCUUCAAUAUAGAGGUAUCACGAAUUAUUUCCUUAUUUAUUUUUCUACAUUUCUUCAGAGUUAUCCUCACUUAUUAGUGUCUAGGAAUCCCCAGUGCUUCGUCCCAAUAUUUCCCGGUGGUCACCUGUGACAGCUCAAUUGGUUCUUUCCUACCUUGAAAUUGGCUUCUCUAAGCUUCUUCCAGCAGCAGGUGACCAUUACAGAGAGUUACUAGUCAAGAUGCAGAGAACAACUCACCGUGAUGUGCCCAGCCCUACCUGAUACACCCACAACACAACUCCUGCAUCCUCGGUUCAGGGGACUUCAUGUGAUGGGGUGGAAAGGGUGUAGGGGCCGAGGCAGUUUGCUGUGAUAAACACCACAGCUGAAAGCUGCUUGAGGAGGAAAGGGUUUAUUUCCUCUCAAAAGUUACAAUCCAUCACGAAGGGAGACCAGGACAGGAACUCAGGCCUGAAAACUGGAGAAAGGAACUGAUGCAGAGGCCAUGGAGGAUUGCUGCUUACUUUCUCGCUGUCCAUGGCUUGCUUAGCUUAACUUUUUAAAUAUAGCCCAGGACCACUUAACUAAGAAUGAUUGUAGCAGUCUUUCUUUUGGGCCACCAACCAGCUCCCAAAUCAUGACAUGGAGACUUAUUAAUAGUUAUGAAUGCUCGGUCUUACCUUAUGCUUGUCCCACUAACUCUUAUAACUUAAUCUAACCUGUUUCUCUUCAUCUACAUUUUGUCUCUGGAAUUUCUACCUUUCUUUUAUUUUGUAUGUCCUACUCUGUGUCUGGAUGGCUGGUGGCUGCCUGGCUGCUUGGCCCUGGACAUCUCCCUCUCUUUCUCCCUCAUUCUCUCCUUCUCUUCUUUCUCGAAUCUAGAUUCUUCCUCCUAUUUAUUCUCUCUGCCUACCAGCCCCGCCUAUCCCUCUACUUCCUAGCUAUUGGCUAUUCAGUUUUUUAUUAGACCAAUCAAAUGCCUGCCUAGCAAUCCAUCUUUACAUAGUUAAACAACUGCAGCAUAGAAAUGUAACACAUUUUUGUCUAGUUAAAGUAAUAUUCCACAUCAUAAACAAAUGUAACACACCUUUACAUAGUUAAAGUAAUAUUCUACAACAGAGGUAACUCCCACAGUGAGUGGGCUGGACCCUCCUAUAUCCAUCAUUAAUCAAGAAAAUAUCCUAUAGACUGAGCUACAGGCCAGUCUAAUGGAGAAAUUUUUCUCCAAUUGAGGUUCCCUCUUCCCAAAUGACUCCAGCCUGUGUUAAAUUGGCAAAAAAUGAAGCAGCACACUCCCUAAUUUAUUUACCAUGCCUGAAUGCAUUGGUUAACAUUAGCACCAUCUUGGAUGGUGAAUAUUAGUGGUGAUGUAAGGCAUAUCUCCUUCCUUUGGGGAUGCCUCCAGAGCUCCCAGGUAAGUAAGAGUCUGGACUGUAGUAAUACAAACUAGUCUGAUAUUUACACUAUUAACACAGAGCAGACCUUCAGCUUUAGAAUGCUCAUUUUCUUUUAACCUAAAUAGUACAAAGCUACAGAAUUUGUCUCUACACAUUUAUUUUUCCAUAUAUUGGUUGUUGAGUUUUCUUAUGACAUCUUCAUACACACACACACACACACACACACACACACACACACACACACACACACUUUGAUCAUAUUCACACCCCCACACUAUCUUCUCUUUUCUUUGCCCACCUUUUGCUCCCCUUCCUUUUCCCAAAUACACCCCUUUCUGCUUCAUUUCUCUUAAAACAUUUUAGCUUCAAUAUAUGAGAGAAAACUUGCAAUAUUUGCUUUUCUGAAUCUGCUCUAUUUCCCUUAAUGUGAUGACCUACAAUUCCAUCCAUGGUUCUGCAAGUGACACAAUUUCCUUCUUCCUUUAUAUAAGUCAGUUAAGUCUAGUUUGCUGCAUACUGUGGAGGUUUGAGUGAGAAGUGUCCCCCAUAGGCUCAGGUAUUUGAGCACUUGGCUCCCAGUUGGUGGCGCUGUUUGGAGAGAUUGUGGGAGGUGCAGCCUUACUGAAAGAUGGACCUCACUGGGGACAGGAUUGGAGUGUUGUGGAGUAAUCUUUUUGUACACUGUGAAGAUGUGCCUUUGUCAAGGUGUCUUCUGAUUGGUUUAAUAGAGAGCUAAAUGGUCAAUAGCUAGACAGGAAGAGGCUAGGCGGGACUUCCGGGAGAGAGAAAAGAAGGGGAGAUGAAUCUAGGCACAGCAGAGAUGCCAGAGGACACAGAGAGGAAACAGGAGGUGCAAGGUGGAAGAGAGAUAAAAAGCCAUGAGGCAAAAAGUAGACUAAUAUAAAUGUGUUAAUUUAAAUGAUAAGAGCUAGUAGAACAAGCCUAAGGUAUAGGCUGAGCCUUCAUAAUUAAUAGUAAGUUUCAGUGUCACUUUUUGUGAGCUGGUGGCCCAGGAAAAAUCUGACUACAUUUGAGAGUUUAUA
This is a messenger RNA of Peromyscus californicus insignis, 4867 nucleotides long. Its product is annotated as GTPase IMAP family member 4-like. The transcript is spliced from 2 exons. The coding region runs from base 1 to 990 and encodes 329 amino acids. Lineage: Eukaryota; Metazoa; Chordata; Mammalia; Rodentia; Cricetidae. The record is from RefSeq and is a predicted model, not a curated record. Gene Ontology annotation, molecular function: GTP binding.